GUGGCUCACCCAGACCUCCUCCGCGCAGGCGCCCGGGGCUGGAGCGCGUCUGGGCCGAAGCAGGAGCGCGCGGAUAUCUUGCCCUCCACCUGGGCCUGCGCGCGUUCGGGAGCGCGCCUUAUCUGCAUAGAACUUGCAGGGCCCUCAGCUUCCGGAUCGCACAGGAAACGUGUGCUGAUGACAGCCGGUGUGUGGGGAGCAGCCUUUGGAAGACGCCUAGUACAGCUCUCUCCACAGGGCCUGGAGACAUGGCCAGGAGGGCUCUCAAGCUUGCUUCAUGGACCAGCAUGGCUCUUGCUGCCUCUGGCUUCUACCUCUACAGCAACAAGUACUUGGACCCCAAUGACUUUGGUGCUGUCAGAGUGGGCAGAGCAGUUGCCACGACAGCUGUCAUCAGUUACGACUAUCUUACCUCCCUGAGGAGUGUUCCCUAUGGCUCAGAGGAAUACUUGCAGCUUCGAUCCAAGGUGCACCUCCGCUCUGCCAGGCGCCUCUGCGAGCUCUGCUGUGCCAACCGGGGCACGUUCAUCAAGGUGGGCCAGCACCUGGGAGCUCUGGAUUACCUGCUGCCGGAGGAGUACACCAGCACACUGAAGGUGCUACACAGCCAGGCCCCGCAGAGCAGCAUGCAGGAGGUCCGCCAGGUCAUCCGCGAGGACCUGGGCAAAGAGAUUCAUGAUUUGUUCGUGAGCUUUGAUGACACCCCUCUGGGAGCUGCCUCCCUGGCCCAGGUCCACAAGGCGGUGCUACAUGAUGGGCGGACGGUGGCCGUGAAGGUCCAGCACCCAAAGGUGCAGGCUCAGAGCUCGAAGGACAUUCUUCUGAUGGAGGUGCUCGUUCUGGCUGUGAAGCAGCUGUUUCCAGAGUUUGAGUUCAUGUGGUUGGUGGAUGAAGCCAAGAAGAACCUGCCUUUGGAGCUGGAUUUUCUCAACGAGGGGAGAAACGCCGAGAAAGUGGCCCAAAUGCUCAAGCACUUUGACUUCUUAAAGGUCCCCCGCAUCUACUGGGAGCUGUCCACCAAGCGGGUCCUUCUGAUGGAGUUUCUGGAUGGCGGGCAGGUCAAUGACAGAGACUACAUGGAGAAGAACAAGAUUGAUGUCAAUGAGAUCUCGCGCCACCUGGGCAAGAUGUACAGCGAGAUGAUCUUUGUCAACGGCUUCGUGCACUGUGACCCCCACCCGGGCAACGUGCUGGUGCGGAAGUGCCCGGGCUCGGGAAAGGUGGAGAUUGUCUUGUUGGACCAUGGGCUCUACCAGCGGUCACGGCAGCCAGGGACUAGGUCUUUCAUGGGGAGAGGAGGCCCAGGCCCUGCCAUGCUGCCCCCGCCGCAGGUGCUCACGGAAGAGUUCCGCCUGGAUUACUGCCACCUCUGGCAGUCGCUGAUCUGGACCGACAUGAAGAGCGUGAAGAAGUACAGCCAGCGCCUGGGAGCCGGGGACCUCUACCCCUUGUUUGCCUGCAUGCUGACAGCCCGGUCGUGGGACUCGGUCAACAGGGGCAUCGGCCAAACUCCAGUCACCGCCACUGAGGACUCAGAAAUCCGCAACAAUGCCGCCAGUUACCUGCCCCAGAUCAGCCAGCUCCUCAGCCACGUGCCCCGUCAGAUGCUGCUCCUCCUGAAGACCAAUGACCUGCUGCGGGGUAUCGAGGCCGCCCUGGGCACCCGCGCCAGCGCCAGCUCCUUCCUCCACAUGUCGCGCUGCUGCAUCAAGGCGCUGGCAGCGCACGAGAAGAAGAACACGCGUUCGUUCUUCAGAAGGACCCAGAUCUCUUUCAGUGAGGCCUUCAGCUUAUGGCAGAUCAACCUUCAUGAACUCAUCCUGCGUGUGAAGGGGCUGAGGCUGGCUGGCUGGGUCUUGGGCCUGCUCUGCUGGCUGUUGCCUGCUCCACACUGAGUGGACGUGCUGUCCCCUUCCCUGUGUGACCCUGUGGUGGCCAAGGGGUCUUUUCACUCCUCACUCUUCUAUCAUACCUCCGCCCGCUUGCCCCGUCUCUGCCAGCUGGUGGCCUGGAGCCCCACGGUCCCUGUGGGUGGCACCCUUAUGCUCCACCCCUGGAGUUCCUCACCCUCGGGGCCCUCGUCUUGGGGCCCCAGGCCGUGCCCUGUGAUGGGUUUCUCUCCGUAUCCAGGGCGAAGGCACGGCAGUCUGCUCUCCUGCUCCCUGUGGGCGCCAUUGGGUUGGAUCCCUCCCCCCGGCCCCUGUCCCCCACUUCCAUGAACGCUUCCUGUUGUCAGGAUGGACCAUGAAUCCACUGAGGGCACCUUUAACUCAUAGGAAGUUUGGUUUUGCUGGAGAGGAGCGUGGCCUCUGCACGGCUAGAGAACAGUUCCCUCUCCUUGCGCAGAGGUGCCGACCUUAGCGAGGCGGCUUGGCCCCUGAGCCGGGCUCUCAUGCCGCUGUGAGUUCACCGCUGUCGUGGUGACCCCUUUGGUGUUCUGUGUACUGUGAUUCAAUAAAAACCUCUUCAGGGCUGCAGGGCAGACUUUGGUCAGUGGGAUUUUUAUUCCAGGUGGGGAGUGAGUCCGCUUUGGCCACUAGGUAGGAGUGGACCUGAAUGCCACAUGCCAUUGUGAUCUGCGUGGCCUCUUGUCCCUGAAAUCCUUCCAGCCUUUCACUGCACGGCAGCUUCCUGCUUCUUGUGUGUUUCUCUCACUUUCUAAGACAGAUCCUGGUUGGAGUUGCUUGGAAGCCAAAGGCCAGGGACUCAGAGGCUCAGCUGAAACCUCCGACUCUGGUUCCCCCAAGUUCUCACCUCGUUCCCUGUGACCUGGCACCUGCCUUGUUCUACUGAUUGGCUCCUGACUUAGCCCUUGGAUUCACCUCUUGAUACCCCCAGUCCUGGAGACUGUCGUCUGAUCCGCGGGCACCCGUGUCUGGGCUUCCACUCUGAAACCUGCUUGUCACCCGUCUGGACUCUGCUUCUACCUUAUUGCCUGCUGCCCGCCUGCCCCUCCCCCCACUCGAUCACCUGCUCCUGUUUUGGGGACACCCGCAAUCUCUUGCUCUAACUCCUGUGUCUGUGUGGUCUCCAGGUCCCCAAGCUCUCACUGAGCACCAGGCUCACGGACAGUCAUUGUGUUUGAAUCUCUCUCUGCUUACUUCACCCCAUUCAUCAGGGCGGAAAAAACCCCAAAUCUGAGUCUCAUUUUCUGUCCUCUGUAUUCAUAAUACAACAAGUAGAUUUUUCACUGCCCAGAGGUGAUUCACCAUCCCUUUACUGCCUGAGAGAACUAACUGUUCUUAGUGACCAGUUAGAUGCGCCCAGGGACCUGAGAGAAUAAUUUGCGAGAUCUGUUAUGAAUCAUGAGGGUGUGUGCUGCAUAUUAUAUUUGAUGGUGUCUUUUAUAGCCACUGAAGUAAAUAUAAACGUCCUUUUGUUCAAGGUAAUGGUUACUUGCUUUUCACUUUUGGUUUAAUGGUUGGCUUCCUGGUGCUUAGGAUCUAAAACGUCAGCGUGUUGCCAGAGCCGUUAUCCAGAGAGAGCUGAGAGGCUGGGAGAGUUUGGGGUAGAGGGCAGUUUGAAAAUAGGAGGGGUCGAUGUUUACUGAGUGCCUUCCAUGUGUGAGAGAACAUGCUAGGCUCUUUGUAAAGAAGUUGCAUCACUGAUUUGCCUCAUCAGCUCUAUGAGGGUGAGGAGUCCUUAGUCCCAUCUCACAGACAUGGGAACUGAGGCUCAGAGAGGUUUAGUAAUUUGCUUGAAGUCACACAGCUGCUGAAUGAUGGGCCCUGCUUUGCUUUUUAUUUCACAGUGCUGGAGAAAUGGGUUACGCCUGCUCCUCGGGCGGUCAUAUGUGCCUGAAUUGUGACUCUAACACCCUGACUUCAGAGAAAGUUGGAUUUUCAGUGGAGGUGGGGGAAUGGAUGGGUAGAGGAGACAAAAAGUCCUGGAAAAUGCAGGCUGAGUCUUGCAUGUUCCUCGGGCCUAAGAGAGAAUGGAGCUGGACCACGGUGAUACUGCAGUGCAGUUCUGAUGCUGAGCACCUGGCGUUAGUAUAGACUCAGUUCCCAUAAGACGGCCCUCACUUCAGACACAAGUUGCAGGCUUGGGGGCCCCCAGGCCAUCUGCACUUUUGAGCAACUGACUACAAAUUUGGGGGUUCCCGUACCCCUCAGAUUUGAUAAUUUGCUGGAUGACUCACAGAACUCAGGAAAGCACUACAUUUGUGGCCAGACAAAUGAAGAGACACAUAGGGUGAGGUCUAGGAGGGUCCUGGAUGCAGAGCUUCUGGGCUCUUGCUGUGGAAGGAACCUCUUGGCCUAGAAAUAUGUUCACUGAGCUUCAGUGUCCAGCGUUUUUAUCAGGGUUUCAUGAUAGAUGCACAAUUGAUUGACUCAUUCAUCGCAUGAUUGAACACUAUCUCCAGCCCCUCUUCCCUCCCUGGAGAAGGUGGGGCACUGUCGCCCCCAUCCUGAGUCAUUUAGCAUAAACUCAGGUGUGAUCCAGGGGGCAUACCAUGAAUAGCAAAGAUACUCCCAUCACUAAGAAAGUCCAGGGACUGAGAGCUCACCUCCCAGGAGCAGACAGAGGGACAAAGACCAGACAGAUUCUUCAUUGUAUAGCAAUCACCCCAGCGUCUUCUCAUCCUGUGUACUUGGCCUGAGGUGCGGCUUCAUCGACUGACUGCUGGUCUGUGCCAGCUACCCCACGGGGUGGAGCCAUCUCUGCAGGGAGAGACAUAGGAGGCUCUCACACUCUCUAUUCUGCAGUUCAGAGAGCGCGCAUGUGAGUUCAGUGCGGGACCUUUGCCCUGCUCCCUUCUCUGUCCUCUGUCCUGUGGAACUUGCCGUACAUUGAUUUGGGUUUGGUGCUUCCAGUAAAACCCUGUGACUUUCUUCUCCCAGCAAUGACAAUGCGUCAGGAAGUCAGCACCAGCUUACUUUGAAGAGUGCUUUCUCUUUUAACCCUCAGAUCCUUAUUCAGUUUAGGCGUUGGCUUCUUUGAUUUGGGCAACUUGGCUAUAGUUCUCCUUCCCUCUUCUUGUUCGUCCACCUGAGGAGAAUUCCAAUUUGAUGGCCCAUUUGGCCUCUCAAAUAUGUGCCCAGCUCAUAGGAAGUGCACAUGUCCUGGUCUGUAGUAAGUGCUCAAUAAACACACAAAUAUUUAGACUCAGAAUACUUUGCUAUUUUCAGAGAUGUUGUAAUCUUUGUAUGUAUGUAUGUAUGUAUGUUUUAAGCUCUUUAUUGGAAUAUAAUUGCUUUACACUGUUGUGCUAGU
This is a messenger RNA of Hippopotamus amphibius kiboko, 5217 nucleotides long. It is a transcript of the gene ADCK1, whose product is annotated as aarF domain containing kinase 1. The transcript is spliced from 11 exons. Gene Ontology annotation, molecular function: protein kinase activity; ATP binding. Bases 249 to 1895 code for a protein of 548 amino acids. The record is from RefSeq and is a predicted model, not a curated record. Gene Ontology annotation, cellular component: mitochondrial inner membrane. NCBI's taxonomy places the organism in Eukaryota, Metazoa, Chordata, Mammalia, Artiodactyla, Hippopotamidae. Gene Ontology annotation, biological process: mitochondrion organization; protein phosphorylation; lipid homeostasis.